GUGUGCAUGUGAGCGGCAACUGGAGGUGAGUGUGAUUUCUGAUUUAGAUGGGGCGCCGGGCCGCUAGUCCGCUCUGAGUGGACAAAUUACUUGAGACCAAGGGUAUGUGACACGAAAAACGUUGUUGUCACGACCAAAGAUGAGGGCUCGGCAUUAAAACCUCUCAUCUCCAAAAGGCGGGAAGGAGGUGGCAGCACAAGACGCAAACAUCUGCUUGACAUGAGUAGGAAGUCAGUCAAGCAAAUCAGGAGAGAACAAUACACGAUCGAGACUGCCUGCGGUGGCAAAUAUAAACGGAGAAUAUCUAUAUCCCUCUGAAGGAGCAGCAGCAUACCCUUGACUUUCAUUGCUGCGGGUUUUGUAUCGUUUUCUAACCUGGAUUUAAAUCAAGAUGAUGGCUCUCUCUACAGACAUAGAGGACAAAAUGCCCAGCUUUUCUACAAUGAAACACGUGUGGAUCUCUGUCUUGCUGGUGUGUAUUACAUGUCACGUGGGUCUUGGCCAGACCACAGCAGAGGCAUUGAAAGAGGCAGAGGCUAAUGACAACAUCACCAUCUUCACACGGAUACUUGACGGACUGCUGGACGGCUACGACAACAGACUCAGACCAGGACUUGGAGAAAAGGUCACGGAGAUCAAAACCAAUAUAUUUGUCACAAGCUUUGGCCCAGUUUCAGAUACUGAAAUGGAAUACACCAUCGAUGUGUUUUUCCGACAAAGCUGGAAAGACGAGCGCCUGUGUUUCAAAGGACCCAUGGAGAUGCUGCCUCUGAACAACCUCCUGGCCAGUAACAUCUGGACCCCAGACACAUUCUUCCUCAACGGGAAAAAGUCUAUCGCCCACAACAUGACCACGCCCAACAAGCUACUGAGACUGAAGGAUGACGGGACGCUGCUCUACACUAUGAGGUUAACCAUAUCGGCAGAGUGUCCCAUGCAGUUGGAGGACUUCCCAAUGGAUGCUCACGCUUGCCCUUUGAAGUUUGGAAGCUAUGCUUAUCCAGUCUCUGAGGUGGUGUACCUCUGGCAAACCGGUGCUGCCAAGUCUGUAGUGGUGGCAGAAGACGGAUCCCGUCUCAACCAGUACCACCUGAUUGGCCAGACCGCAGGCUCUGAGGACAUCUACACCAGUCGAGGACAGUACACAGUCAUGAUGUGUCACUUCUACCUGAAGAGGAAGAUUGGUUACUUUGUCAUUCAGACCUACAUGCCCUGCUUCAUGACCGUGAUCCUGUCCCAGGUGUCCUUCUGGCUCAACCGUGAAUCUGUACCAGCCAGGACCGUUUUUGGUGUCACUACAGUGCUGACUAUGACUACUCUCAGUAUCAGCGCUCGCAACUCGCUGCCUAAGGUGGCCUACGCCACAGCCAUGGAUUGGUUCAUCGCUGUGUGCUAUGCGUUCGUCUUCUCCGCGCUUAUCGAGUUUGCCACCGUCAACUAUUUCACCAAGAGGAGCUGGGCGUGGGAUGGCAAGAAGGCCAUGGAGGCUCAGCACCCAAAGAAAAGGGACCCUAUGGUGCUUUCUAAGAAGCCCAACAACGUCUGUACAGCAGGAGUGAACUACACCCCCAACAUCACUAAGGAUAUCUCUAUCUCCACCAUCUCCAACAGCACCUCCAUACAACUAAGAUCGUCUGAAACAGAAGUCCUGGACCCCAAGAAAACCUACAACAGCGUGAGCAAAAUCGACAAAAUGUCCCGGAUAGUUUUCCCUGUCCUAUUUGGAACCUUUAACCUAGUGUACUGGGCUACUUACCUCAACAGAGAACCGGUCAUCAAAGGAGUCAACAUAUUGGCUCCAACAUAGUGUCUUUGUCAAACACACCACCCUACCUUCAACCGUAUUGGCCUACAAGCUGCUGAAGAAAAUGAUACUGUGUCACAAAGGAUGGGAGAUGGGUUCUGUCUUUCUCAUACUGUCAUUUGCAUGAAGCUUUUUAGAGAGAUACUCUACCCAUGUUUGCCUUGAUAUUCCCUCUUUAUACCUACUGUACAUUGCUUUAAUUCAACAAUGACAUUUUGAAAGUGAAAAUCAAUGGCAUUUUGAAAGUGAAACUCGACAAGGACCUUUUGAAAUGCUGCAGUGUGGACAUUUGUCCUGGCCUCAAAUGAAUUGAAAACGGUCAUGGCAUUUAUGUUGUUGUUUAUAACCCUGUCAUCUUGAAGAAUAGGAGACUGAGAAACACAUGCUGUGUUAGUAGUAUGAAGUAAGAUAGCGGAAGCUAGGAUGUUACGGAAAGUGGCGAAUAAUGAUUUUCAGUGUCAUUUCCAGUCAGUUUGUGAAGUUUGUAUAAUGCCGCGGACAAAUCUCUCUUAUCUCUAUUGGAUACAUACGUUGUUAUACUUUUGUCAUUUUUGCCCAUCUCACAUGUACUGUUUGUCCAAUUUAAAAUGUUACUAUUUCUUACCUCUAUCUAUAUAAUGUACAGAUUCAUAAUUUUUUGACAAACGUGGGUCUAACUGUGGAGACAGAGGCCAAAUAAGCUAGCAAGAUACAACGCUGUGAUGUAAUUGAUUAUACAGUCUAAUCAACCUAGGUGAAAGUGCACAGUCGGAACAUUCUAAUCAUUACCAAGUUAUAAAAUGGUUGGUUGAUUAGGUCUGACUUUUUCAAUUGCAAUGGAAGUGUUUUCCCUAAGCUAGAGGGAGAGGGUGCCUACUUUGAAGUAUUGAGCUGCCCUUUGGUGUGAAAGUUUGAACUCGUGUACUGUAACAGGAUACGUUUUCCUUAGGCAUCAAAUGGGGGGAAAAACGGACUGAAACAGGAAGGGACUUCCUGGAUUUGUCCAGUAAGAAACACUUAUUUUAAUUUACCGUUUCAAAUUUUUUUGCUACCAUUUGCCCUACUGAACACAGCCCUCCUACACUGCUGUCCUAUCCUCAUUGUGUCAUGACCAGAUUGGCCCCAGUCCCUGAAGUCCGCUAGGAUCUAAUUAGCCUGGGAUAAUGAGCUUGUACCUGUUAAACACUAUCUGAUAUGGCCCCUGGAGAGAGAACCAACCACAUGGGGACGACCACCCACCCUCACCCCAGGCCCAGAGCGCUUUGUUCAGGGUACGGGAAGGAGAGCAUGUGGGUAUGGCUCUGGGGCAUGAUGCCUCUGUGGUAACGCCUACUUUCUUGUUACAGACUCAAGAGACAGAGAGACGGGUAUCUUUUUUUUGAAAGAGAGAAAGAAGAAUAAUGGAUGAAACAAGAAAGAAUAAGUUUGUGCUUCAACGUCUCCGUACUGGGAAGAAAAAAAUAAUCCCCACUUCAGUUAAAGAUGGAGAUACAGCCUAUAUGUAACAAGCUGUUGCUUAGAAUCAUGUAAACUGGUCGACACAGCGUGUACAGAGAGAGAAUAGAUGGAUAAUUAUGGAUAUGAUAUUGGUGACGGAUGGAUCAUUUAAAUGUCACUGACGUUACAGUUCUCAUUUAAGUAUCAUGUUGUAGAUAACGCAAUAACUACAUGUAUUAUUAUUAUUAUUAUUUUAUAUUCAGAUCUCCUAGGCAACAAAGACAUUCUUCGUGUAUAUAGAGACAGUGACUAAAAUACUUCUUUAUUUGUAUGUCUCUAUGUGACAUCUUGUGUUAAAGGAAUAAUC
Oncorhynchus nerka (sockeye salmon) is the source of this 3587-nucleotide messenger RNA. Its product is annotated as gamma-aminobutyric acid receptor subunit alpha-5-like. Gene Ontology annotation, biological process: chloride transmembrane transport; nervous system process; regulation of postsynaptic membrane potential. The record is from RefSeq and is a predicted model, not a curated record. The coding region runs from base 392 to 1807 and encodes 471 amino acids. Lineage: Eukaryota; Metazoa; Chordata; Actinopteri; Salmoniformes; Salmonidae. Gene Ontology annotation, molecular function: GABA-A receptor activity; benzodiazepine receptor activity; GABA-gated chloride ion channel activity. The transcript is spliced from 10 exons. Gene Ontology annotation, cellular component: dendrite membrane; GABA-A receptor complex; plasma membrane.